Molecule: messenger RNA, 2672 nt
Organism: Tachyglossus aculeatus (Australian echidna)
Lineage: Eukaryota; Metazoa; Chordata; Mammalia; Monotremata; Tachyglossidae
Gene: NUP93
Product: nucleoporin 93
Exons: 22
Coding region: 86-2545 (819 amino acids)
Biological process (GO): protein import into nucleus; poly(A)+ mRNA export from nucleus
Cellular component (GO): nuclear pore
Molecular function (GO): structural constituent of nuclear pore
Source: RefSeq, a predicted model, not a curated record
CGGCGGGGGCGCGCAUGCGCGCGUGCGUGUGGGGGGCCUUCUCCUCACGGCGCUGCCAGGUUCCCUCUCCUCUCCCGUCCCCAAGAUGGACACGGAAGGGUUUGGCGAGCUCCUCCAGCAGGCAGAGCAGCUGGCAGCCGAAACAGAGGGCAUCGCCGAACUUCCUCACGUCGAACGCAACUUACAGGAGAUCCAGCAGGCCGGGGAGCGGCUGCGCUCCCGCACUCUGACCCGCACAUCUCAGGAGACCGCAGACGUCAAGGCGUCAGUUCUUCUUGGGUCCAGAGGACUUGACAUCUCUCACAUCUCACAGCGGCUCGAGAGUUUAAGCGCAGCGACUACAUUUGAGCCUCUUGAACCUGUGAAGGAUACAGAUAUACAGGGAUUUUUGAAGAAUGAAAAGGACAAUGCAUUGCUGUCUGCAAUUGAAGAGUCCAGAAAGAGGACCUUUGGUAUGGCUGAAGAAUAUCAUCGAGAGUCGAUGCUGGUCGAAUGGGAACAAGUGAAACAGAGGAUUCUACAUACAUUGCUUGCUUCAGGGGAAGAUGCCCUUGAUUUUACUCAAGAAAAUGAGCCAAGUUACAUCAGUGAAUUGGGCCCUCCAGGUCGCAGCUCUUUGGAUAGUGUUGAGAUGGCUUAUGCCCGACAGAUUUAUGUUUAUAAUGAGAAGAUAGUGAACGGGCACCUACAGCCUAACCUGGUAGACCUCUGUGCCACCGUUGCAGAACUCGAUGAUAAGAAUAUUUCUGAUCUGUGGGCCAUGGUAAAGCAGAUGACAGAUGUGCUUUUGGCUCCGGCAACAGAUGCAUUAAAAAGCCGCAAUAGCAUAGAGGUGCGAAUGGAGUUCGUUCGUCAAGCUUUACAUUACCUAGAACAGAGUUAUAAGAACUAUACCCUCGUGACAGUGUUUGGGAACUUACAGCAAGCUCAACUAGGUGGGGUUCCCGGGACUUAUCAGCUGGUUCGCAGCUUCCUUAACAUCAAACUCCCAGCACCUCUUCCAGGACUCCAGGAUGGAGAGGUGGAAGGACAUCCCGUUUGGCCAUUGAUUUAUUACUGUAUGCGUUGUGGGGACUUACUCGCAGCCUCCCAGGUUGUAAAUCGGGCCCAGCACCAGCUGGGAGAGUUUAAAAGCUGGUUUCAAGAAUAUAUGCAUAACAAGGAUAGAAGAUUGUCUCCUGCCACUGAGAACAAACUUCGUCUCCAUUACCGACGAGCCCUGAGGAACAACACUGACCCGUACAAGAGAGCAGUUUAUUGUAUUAUUGGCAGAUGUGACAUCGCUGAUAAUCAGAGUGAAGUGGCCGAUAAAACAGAAGAUUACCUCUGGUUAAAGUUGAACCAAGUGUGUUUUGAGGAUGAUGGCACCAGCUCCCCACAAGACAGACUGACCUUAUCCCAGUUCCAGAAACAGCUUCUAGAAGACUACGGGGAAUCCCACUUUGCGGUGAACCAGCAGCCUUUUCUGUAUUUCCAAGUGCUGUUCCUGACUGCUCAGUUUGAAGCAGCCAUCGCGUUCCUCUUCCGAAUGGAGCGCCUCCGCUGCCACGCCGUUCAUGUCGCGUUGGUCCUGUUUGAGCUAAAGCUUCUGCUGAAGUCAUCUGGGCAGAGUGCUCAGCUCCUGAGUCAUGAAGCUGGGGACCCUCCUUGCAUAAGGCGCCUUAACUUUGUUCGUCUUUUGAUGCUUUACACGCGGAAAUUUGAAUCAACGGACCCGCGGGAAGCACUCCAGUAUUUUUACUUUCUCAGGGACGAGAAGGACAGUCAAGGAGAGAACAUGUUUUUGCGUUGUGUCAGUGAACUGGUAAUUGAGAGCCGAGAGUUUGAUAUGAUUCUUGGAAAACUGGAGAACGAUGGCAGCCGAAAGCCUGGAGUAAUAGACAAGUUUACCAGCGACACGAAGCCGAUCAUCAACAAAGUAGCCUCUGUGGCAGAAAAUAAAGGAUUGUUUGAAGAAGCUGCAAAACUUUACGACCUUGCAAAGAAUGCAGACAAGGUGUUAGAGCUGAUGAACAAAUUACUUAGCCCCGUGGUUCCUCAGAUCAGCGCUCCUCAGUCGAACAAAGAGAGGCUGAAGAACAUGGCACUUUCCAUUGCGGAACGGUACAGAGCUCAAGGAAUAAGUGCAAAAAAAUUCAUUGACUCCACGUUCUACCUUCUGUUAGACCUGAUCCUGUUUUUUGACGAGUAUCAUAGUGGUCACAUUGACAGAGCAUUUGAUAUAAUUGAUCGCCUGAAGCUGGUACCCCUGAAUCAGGAGAGUGUGGAGGAACGGGUGGCUGCCUUUCGAAAUUUCAGUGAUGAAAUCAGACAUAAUUUGUCAGAAGUCCUCCUUGCAACCAUGAAUAUCUUGUUCACUCAGUAUAAGAGGCUGAAAGGGACAAGUCCAUCUUCGGCAGCAAGAAGCCAGCGAGCCAUGGAGGACAGAGACUCUCAACUCCGAAGCCAAGCCCGGGCAUUGAUUACCUUUGCUGGAAUGAUCCCUUACAGGACAUCAGGAGACACAAAUGCAAGACUUGUGCAAAUGGAGGUCCUUAUGAAUUGAAGCUUUCAGUUAGCGUGCUAGCAUCCCCUUGUCGUUUAAGUUCUUUCAAGAGACGGGGUCACUAUCAUUUUUUUUUUAAUGUAUUUUUUUGUCAAAAUAAAUGUCUUUGGUUUCUGUUUCUUUUAGA